AUGACUGGUCGAGAAGAUAUCUAUCGUGCACCAGCUAUCCGAGCUCUGUGCUGCAUAAUUGAUGGAAAUAUGUUGCAGGCUAUCGAACGCUGUAUGAAGCAGGCAAUUGUUGAUAGAAAUUCAGCAGUUGCAUCGGCAGCCUUUGUUUCAUCAUUUCACCUGCUUCGGAAGAAUCCGGAAGUGGUACGUCGUUGGGCAAAUGAAGCAAUUGUUGAUANAAAUUCAGCAGUUGCAUCGGCAGCCUUUGUUUCAUCAUUUCACCUGCUUCGGAAGAAUCCGGAAGUGGUACGUCGUUGGGCAAAUGAAGUACAGGAAGCUAUUUCAUCGGAUAGCAGCAUGGUCCAAUUCCAUGCUCUCGGUUUACUGUAUCAUAUUCGUAGCGGUGAUCGUUUAGCAGUGAAUAAAUUGGUUCAAAAAUGGAGUAAAUCAUCGUUGCUUUCUCCUUUUGCAACCUGCUAUCUUAUUCGACUUGCCGCCAAACUUGUUGAAGAAGAUGAAGCAGG
Acanthocheilonema viteae is the source of this 503-nucleotide messenger RNA. NCBI's taxonomy places the organism in Eukaryota, Metazoa, Nematoda, Chromadorea, Rhabditida, Onchocercidae. The record is from the annotation of a GenBank genome assembly.